AUGCAGAUCCUCACUUCUGAUGAGAGCUAUCAGAACCUUUCCGAGUACGGUCAAGUCAACGGCGACAACGACACCCGAGAUCUCGCAGUCUCACCGACAGCAAGCCUUGAGCCAUGCGAGCAUUGCGGCGAGGAGUACUGUACGGAUGCCGAAGUCGGCGUUGCUCAAGAGGUUCGCAUGUACAGAGCUACACCAGCUCGCAUCUCUCAUUCCGCGUCUUCAACACCGGCCAAGCCUCUGCGCAAGAAGCGUAAGCUCGAUUCUCUGGUCUCGAGGGCCAAAGAGCAGGCCAGUAGGUUCUUGAGGUUCUCGAAGAUUGAGCGGAAGAGUACUUACUGCACGAUAGUCCCAGAUGCCCGCCUGAGACACUCGUCAGCUGACCACGCCAUGGCUACCGAGCCCGCCAAUUCCAUGAUCAGUACCGCGGGCCAGAAGCCGGGACACGAGAAGCGGAGAGAGUUGAAGGUCCAAAUCCCCACGGAGGACUUCGUUGGACGCGGCUCGGCACACAGGCAGUAUGCCAACUCCAGUCAGGCUGACGAGGACGAACCAUCGAGCCCUUUCGGCAUGGACCCGAGCACACCAGAACGGCGCAAACUGGAUGAGCUUCAUGAGGGCGUAAGGAUCGUCUACAAGCGCAAGUCGGCUUCAAAGAGCUCUUCAAGGUUAUCGGCGUUCUUGAAGCGUAAGUAG
Molecule: messenger RNA, 693 nt
Organism: Diplodia corticola
Lineage: Eukaryota; Fungi; Ascomycota; Dothideomycetes; Botryosphaeriales; Botryosphaeriaceae
Exons: 1
Coding region: 1-693 (230 amino acids)
Source: RefSeq, a predicted model, not a curated record